Drosophila subobscura is the source of this 2644-nucleotide messenger RNA. RefSeq lists its product as uncharacterized. NCBI's taxonomy places the organism in Eukaryota, Metazoa, Arthropoda, Insecta, Diptera, Drosophilidae. The transcript has 4 exons. The record is from RefSeq and is a predicted model, not a curated record. The coding region runs from base 143 to 2584 and encodes 813 amino acids.
CACGAUGAAGUGCAAAACUAAUUUUGAGUUGGCAAGAGCUGGUUGGUAGACCGCGGGCUGUUUGCUUUCAGUCAGUCUUUGAAAGAUCAAUAUCAUGUUGUAGAGUGCAUUUGAUUUUAAUUCCAAAUUAUAUUGUUCAAAAAUGAGUCGAUCCAAGGGACAACUGGGCGAUAUUUGUCUCGAGGCUCAACGACGGAAACACCGAGUUCUUUAUGAUAACUUUAUAAAGCUCCUGACCGGAAGCCGCAGCCAAAUGCCCAGGAAACCGGACAGCCGCCAUCUCCUGGCAAGCGAAUCAGAAAACAGCAAAGUCUUGGAUGGCGAGGGAUCCGACUUACGGACCUGCAAGUCGCAUUUUAUUCGCCUACCUGCCGGUGGAUCGGAUUGCAGCUGCGCAACCAGUACAGAUGGUCGCGAGGACAAGAAGCAGCCCUGCAACACAACCAAAACCAUUGCCAGCCAAACGAUUACCAAACAGCUUGCUGCACCGAGUGAAGAUAAUACAGAGGACAACAUGAACUCUUCCGUGGCUACCAUCGUUCAGACCCAGCCGAUACUCAAGUAUUUCGCAGCUUGCCCUUGUGGCUGCGCAUUGAGCGAAGAUGCCAACGAUAAGCCGCAACCUGACAAUGUUUUCUCCAAUAUAAGCCCACCCAUUGCUAGGCAGGACGCCAUCAUCCAAACGCAGCCAACCCCGAACAAGUUUGCAGAAUUUCCAUGCGGCUGCACAUCGAGCAUAGAAGGUCGAAUCCCUACAGCAUUCCCAGCACCCCCCAAUGUACAGAUUGAUGAAGCAAUACAGUGCGAUGAAGUGAUGGCUGAUCAGAAUUCACAGUCGAAGUCAAAUACCGAUUUUGAGUCCGAAAACGUAGAAAGUGUUAAAAAUAGUCCCAAAGACUCAUCCACACCAACUAACUUGGGAAAGCCAAACGCUUCUGUUAACCAAACUGAAACCGUUGCACCACGCGAGAGCGAGACUCCAAGGGAUGUGGCCGUGAAGCCCAUGCAAAAAGAUACUCUUAAAGAAAAUGAUCAUCGAAAGACACAAAAAAGUCCUAGAAAACGUUUUUGGAAGCGUCCAACAAUUGUGGUUCGUUCGAGUAUUGAGUUGGCCACAAAUCAAAACAAGCAGGAGGGCAAAGACCAAGCAGAGAAAAUGAUCAUGUCCAGAGACUCACUGGAGAUAUUCCACAAAGCGACACAAUACGAAGACUCAUCCUCACUUCUGCAGCAGGAAAAUAAUGAUCUACAGAUUUCCAUAGAUGACAAUGACCAGACAGGCCAGUUAGCUCCUAGCCGAAAAUUCCACAAAGAGACACAGUAUGCGGAUUCAUCAGAAUCAAUCAGAAAGAUUGAGCAAAAUGUAGAGAACUGUGCCAAAUGCGCUCGCGUUCCUGAAUUACUUCAAAAGAUAUUCGACAUGGAGCAGAAGAUGAACCAACAGGAGUGUUCCCUUAGACAACUGAAAUGCUCCGUGAGAUCACUGAAAGGUCAGUCCAAUACUGAUCAAUCUACCCAAUGGGAAUAUGAGAUAAAUGAAAGUGCUAGGCCAUCUAGUUCUGGUGCAAAAUCUACGAUUCAGAGCUCCGGCAAAAAAUCGAUUCCCACAGAGCCCCGACAGAAUUUGAAUGAUGAGGCGUGCGAGUCCUUGAUAGAGCAAUUUAUGCAUAUUUUCAUAAAACCCAACAAAGAUUGCCCUUGUUCGCUGCAAGAAAUGCACAAGAGAAGCGCUGAAGACACACCUGCAACAUCGACAAUGCCUCUAGAGGGAAGCAAAGUCGAAGCUCGCGCCAGCUCCACUCAGUCGGAAGACAGUCAAGGGGCAGAAGGUUUGAUAGACGAAUCCCAGAGCAUUGAAUCAACACAAACUUUAGGACAACAUUCCCUGGAAAGUCGUGGGUCAAGCUUGUGCCAGUUCUGUAGCGAUAGAGAUCUUCCCGUGCUAGACCAUGUGGUCACCGAGGCAUUUGAUCUAAUUGGCGGUCGACCCCUUGAUCGAAUUGUAAUGACUGUACUUCUACGGGAGGACAAUCUCUACCAUGUGAACAUCCGCGAGCUGGGCACCGGCUUUGUUGUAGGCUGCCUGCUGGGAAACGAUGCGGCUAUUGAGGAAGCCAUCAGUCUGGGCCUGUUUGAGCAAAUCCUUACAUUUUGUGUGACAGAUGUGCGUAGCACGAUUAAGCCAAAGGAUGGCCCUUUUGCCAUACACUUUGAGCUCAUGGAAAAACGCGAGAACGGAGGCGGCUUUGAUAAGGAGACAGUCGAAACUGAGAAAGUCCAGAAAUUUGCAACUCAAGUGCUGGGUCUCAAUAUUGGAUAUGUUAGUCUUCUUUUCUCUCUAACUAAUGCCAUCAAAAUGGACAAGCAAACGUCUGAUUGCAACUUACGGCUGCCUUUUGGUUUCCCAGCUCACGUGAACAAAGACCCACUAGAGUUGUUCAGUUCUAGAUUGAUUUUAAUUGACAAUUUGGAGAGUUAUUCAACUCGUAGUUGCACAGGCUCAGAAGGGAGAGAUAGUUUAGGCUCGUCAUCGAGUCUGUUUCUGCGCAUUGUGACUGGUAGGGCGGAUCGCGAAGAACAUUAAUUUGGAAAUUAUAUCGGACCCACGGUCGAUGGAAUAGGAAGGCUGCCAUUGGGAAAAGCU